AUGCCCAUCGCUCCUCGUCCUUGCGACGUGACAGGACGAUUCCUUGCAGAUGGAGCGCCCCCGACACCACCUCCAAUCAAGUCACCCGAUGACUGGGCUCCAUAUCGAAAUCGUGUCGAGUUCGAGACUGCAGAAUUUCUGUACACGCGCAACCAAAUGUCUGCCGGAGACAUCAAUAUCUUAUUGGAUCUUUGGGCUGCAACCCUCCUCAAAUACAACGACAAACCUCCGUUGCGGACCACCGUGAUUUGUAUAAAACUAUUGACGCUACGCCAGUGGGUGAUGUCAAAUGGCAAUCCCUCAAGGUCCAGUACACUGGGAGAAGCCCGAAACCAAUGUACUACCCUGAUGGACCAAUCUCACGAUGUCUGGUACCGAGACCCCCAUGAGGUUAUUCAGAACAUGUUGGGGAAUUCCGGACUACGCUACAGAGAUGGAUUAUCGGCCCUACCGAAAACUAUUUCUGAAGAUCCGGAUACACUCGGCUCAACGUUUGUGCCGUCCUCAGUGGCGACUGGUGCCAACGAUUACUAUCCCUUGUAUGUAUCAAUCGGGAACGUUCGUAAUAAUGUCCGACGUGCACAUCGUGAUGCCUCAAGCAGCUACAGAGGAGCACGCAAAAGACUCAAAAUUUCGGAAUUCCGUCGGCAACUGUUUCAUUCGUCUGUCGCCAAGAUUCUCGAGAACUUAAGGCCUGGUAUGACCACACCAGAGGUUGUACGCUUCGGUGACGGCCACUAUCGGCGUGUAAUUUAUGGCCUUGGACCAAUACUUGCAGAUUACGAGGAGCAGGUUCUACUAGCGUGCAUAGUGCGCAAUUGUGUCCGAGGUAUGUGUAUGUCACAUCCUGACAGUUUAGACACGAAGUCACUGUGUCGUCGACGUGACCAUACAGAAGCGUUAGUUGAAGAGGCAACCUAUGGUGCUUUGUGGAUGGAGUAUGGGAUUGUUGGUGACCUUGUUGGAACCUUCAAGGAUCACCUAGUCAAGUGGGUUGGACAGUAUCUGCAACAUGUCCAUGGUACGAAAGAAGCAGAGAGAAUUCAAGCUGAUAUAGAUCGAAGAAUUGCUGCGGUUGCUUCAUUUGCAGGUCUCCGACGAUUUCCAGAAGGUCGGGGAUUCAAACAAUGGACGGGCGAUGAUUCAAAAGCCCUCAUGAAGGUCUAUUUACCUGCCAUCGAAGGUCACGUCCCAACAGAUGUGGUGCGCACAUUUCGCGCAUUUCUCGAAUUUUGCUAUCUCGUACGGCGCAACAUCAUUACAGAAUCUACUUUAGGUCAAAUUCAGGAGGCUCUUGACCGAUUCCAUCAUUACAGGGAGAUAUUUGAAUCUACGGGUGUUGUCUUCACGUUCUCUCUCCCUCGGCAACACUCUUGUUCCCACUAUGUCCUCCUUAUCCAACUUUUUGGUGCGCCCAAUGGCCUUUGCUCCUCGAUCACCGAGACGAAACACAUCAAAGCUGUCAAGGAGCCAUGGAGGCGCUCGAGUCGCUACAAAGCCCUUGGUCAGAUGCUGGUGACAAACCAGCGCCUCGAUAAGCUCGCAGCAGCACACAUUGAUUUCAAGAACCGCGGAAUCCAACCCAACGAGAAUAGCGCCACGGUGCCAGUACUCUUCAAUGCUGAUGUUACUAUACAGGGUGAUAACGAAGAGGGCGAAAUUGACAAUGGCCCAACACUGGUGCAGGCCCAUGUCCAGUUGGCAAAGACCCCUCAACGCAAACGCGCACACACUAUACCCGAGCUAUCCACGGAACUCUCUAUCCCCAAUCUCUACAAUGUCCUCCGCCGCUUCCUAUUCGAACAAGUGUACCCAGACGACCAGCACCCUCCCUCUGAAAUCCCGCUUUCGAGAUGUCCUCGAUUUGAUGGGAACAUCCAAGUCUUUAAUUCUGCAUCUUCGACAUUCUAUGCGCCCAGCGACCGCAGUGGAAUUGGCGGUAUGCGCCGUGAGCAUAUUCAUGCCUGUCCUAUUUGGAGAAACGAGGCGCCCCGGUAUGACUGUGUGUUUGUUAACACAGAUGCAAGUGUUGAAGGGAUGGUGGGCAUGGAUAUAGCGCGCGUAAUGUGUUUUUUUUCUUUCACAUUCAAUGCAGUUUCGUAUCCAUGUGCCGUUGUGCGUUGGUUUGACAAAGCCAGCGACGGACCCGACCAGGACACUGGGAUGUGGAUUGUGACACCUUCGUUUGAUACUGACCAUUCUUUUUCUGUUGGAAUCAUCCAUAUUGAUUCUAUUUACUGUGCCGCACACCUCAUUCCAGUCUAUGGAGCACAGAUCAUUUCACACGACAUCAAGCACCAUGACUCAUAUGAUGCUUUUCGAGCAUUCUAUCUGAACAAGUUCGCAGACCAUCAUGCUUUUGAGGUCGCAUCCUAG
Suillus bovinus is the source of this 2376-nucleotide messenger RNA. RefSeq lists its product as uncharacterized. The record is from RefSeq and is a predicted model, not a curated record. Lineage: Eukaryota; Fungi; Basidiomycota; Agaricomycetes; Boletales; Suillaceae. The coding region runs from base 1 to 2376 and encodes 791 amino acids. The transcript is spliced from 11 exons.